Messenger RNA from Cornus florida, 609 nucleotides. RefSeq lists its product as uncharacterized. Bases 1 to 609 code for a protein of 202 amino acids. The transcript has 2 exons. The record is from RefSeq and is a predicted model, not a curated record. Lineage: Eukaryota; Viridiplantae; Streptophyta; Magnoliopsida; Cornales; Cornaceae.
AUGCUAGCUGAGGCAGAGGAACGGGAUCAGUUAUGGAUCAAGGGUUUACACAAGAAGCCUCGCGGUGAAUCUCUGUCAUCUUUUGGGAAUCAGUGGAAAAAGGCUAAGGAUCAGCCCGGGAGUGAUUUGUCACCAUUGUUAGCAGUUGGGGCAUAUCAAGCAUUGCCACAGGUCGAUACCUCCGUUGGGACUUCUAUAGUUCGAGGUAUCUUUCCAGUUUUCAGUUCUUGGGCUAGAGUUCUUAUUGACAUGGGUGCAUCACAUUUAUUCAUAUCUGCUUCAUUUGGACAUUCUUUGGGUCUGGAGGUUAUGCAGCGGGAUAGUUUCCUUUGUGUUGACACACCAGUUGGGGGUCCAGUGUCUUUAGACCGUAUUUGUCAGGGUUGUGCUAUCAAGAUAGCUGGGCGGACUUUAGAGUUUGAUUUCGUCAUUUUUAAUAUGACGGGCUUUGAUGUCAUUCUCGGGAUAAACUGGUUGUCUUUCUUUUGUGCUAUGAUUGAUUACUUCCAUGGGCGAGUGUCUGUUUACACUCCCAUGGGAGAUUAUUUUCACUUCGUGGGAGAUCGGAGCGAUUCCCACUCAAUAAUGAUUUUCAGUAUCGGUGACUAG